AUGGAGAACAGACUUGAUGAGUUGACAUCAAUGGUGAGGCAGUUGGCAGUGACACAGACUGUGCAACCUUCUGCUCAACAGAUAAGCAACCUGUGUGGCAUCUGUUGUGAUCCUUCUCACCCCACGAAUACAGUUCCAAAUCCAAAGGGAACCAACAAUGUUAGUACCAUCUCUCUGCGGUCUGGCAAGCAAUUGGAGGAGCCAAACCAAUCUGCUGUUGAGUCAUCUCAAGGAGGUGACACUGGUUCAAGGAAGCAAAAUACUGAUACUUCUGAUGUCCACAUCAUGUUACCUUUUCCUCAAAGAGCCACUCAGUCUAAAAAGCAAGCAGCAAAAGCUCAAGAUAAAGAGAUUCUUGACACCUUCAGAAAAGUAGAGGUCAAUAUCCCACUCUUGGAUGCAAUUCAGCAAAUUCCAAGAUAUGCCAAGUUUCUGAAGGAGUUGUGCACCAACAAGAGGAGGCUGAAAAGAGAUGAGCGAGUCAGCGUCAUCCAGAAUGUUUCAGCACUCAUCCAACCCAUACCCAAGAAGUGUCAAGAUCCAGGGACAUUUACUAUUCCUUGCAUUAUUGAAAAUUCUGUUUUUCAUGAUUGUAUGUUAGACUUUGGAGCAUCCAUUAAUGUUAUGCCUGAAUUUGUGUAUAAGUCUCUUGGUCUUGGUCCCUUACGUGCUACUGGUAUUAUUGUUCAGUUAGCCAACAAGAGUAGUGUUCAUCCUUCUGGAGUAGUUGAAGAUAUAUUAGUUAGGGUUAACAAUCUGAUUUUUCCUGCUGAUUUCUAUGUCUUAGGGAUGGAGGGUGAGACUCCUAGUAGUACAAUUAUACUUGGUAGACCUUUCACGAAAACUGCUAGGACUAAGAUAGAUGUGCAUGCUGGUACUUUUUCCAUGGAAUUUGGUGAUAGCAUGGUUAAUUUUAAUAUUUUUGAUGCCAUGAAAUAUCCUAGGGAAGAGCAUUAUGUUUUCUGCAUUGAUAUAAUAGAUGAAAUGGUUGAUGAUAUCUUUGUUGAUUUGAUUGCUGAAUAUCCAGAAUUUUCAUCCUUCCUUGAUCUGAUUCUAAUUUUAAUCAUGCAUUGA
Gastrolobium bilobum is the source of this 1074-nucleotide messenger RNA. RefSeq lists its product as uncharacterized. The record is from RefSeq and is a predicted model, not a curated record. Bases 1 to 1074 code for a protein of 357 amino acids. Lineage: Eukaryota; Viridiplantae; Streptophyta; Magnoliopsida; Fabales; Fabaceae. The transcript has 2 exons.